Messenger RNA from Mizuhopecten yessoensis (Yesso scallop), 2843 nucleotides. Its product is annotated as synaptic vesicular amine transporter-like. Gene Ontology annotation, biological process: aminergic neurotransmitter loading into synaptic vesicle; transmembrane transport; xenobiotic transport. The coding region runs from base 714 to 2312 and encodes 532 amino acids. Gene Ontology annotation, cellular component: terminal bouton; synaptic vesicle membrane. The record is from RefSeq and is a predicted model, not a curated record. The transcript has 16 exons. Gene Ontology annotation, molecular function: serotonin:sodium:chloride symporter activity; xenobiotic transmembrane transporter activity. NCBI's taxonomy places the organism in Eukaryota, Metazoa, Mollusca, Bivalvia, Pectinida, Pectinidae.
GUAUAUAUAAGUUAAGUGUUUGUACAGUGCUGUCGAAGAUCAACCUUUUAUUAACCCAGCUCUGAUUUGCGUAUAUAUGCUUGUUAUUGGAAGUCGAUCGAGUUCUAACGAUACAGAUUUGUAUUAGGACAUUUCCAAACGUUUUCGAUUGCUACUUGUAUAAAAAAGGCCAUUCGAGUUCGCUCAUAAAGUAGUUGGAAUCAUUCAGCAUUGAAGCCCUGAUAUUCAGUGACAGGACAAAUUGAUUUUACUUGUCAGCGGCAGUGGUUCGUAAAAACAUUGGACAAAUUCUAUAGCUCAUAUUGGAGUGUUAAUUGAAUGACGGCUGAACAGGUAACGCGCUCAUAAAGGUGGACGAUCUAUGUUUAAGCAGUUAUAUGCUAAAGUACAUCACAGCGUGUGAGGGAUCGAGUGUUUGGAAGGAAGCGUGGGAGCGAGGGUGGUCCAUAGUCAGCAUCUGGCGCGAUUGCCAGUGUGGGAGCUAUAUCACUUGACAAGUGAUCUCCACGAGACAACCAAGGUCUACCAUCAAGCCCUGAUUGUGAUCAGAAUAUAAUUAUAUCUGAUUGGAAUAAUACCACAAAGACAGCAAUUUAUUAUUUUGCAGGAUUUCUAUAGCAAAACUUGACCAUUUGCCUUGAACGCCCUUGGAAGUGACUUCCGGUGACAGCGAGUGACCUGGCAGAGACCGGUUGCUCUCCCUGCCGUGAGAGAUGACGGUUCGGGAGGUUGUUUCCCCUGUAAAACUGCGGGACUGUCUUGCACGAUGUCGACAGUCCCGGAAGUUGGUGCUCAUCAUUGUGUUCAUCGCCUUGUUCCUGGACAACAUGCUUCUAACAGUUGUUGUGCCAAUCAUUCCAAAUUUCAUACGAAAAAUGGAAGCUCCGUUUCACAGGACGAACGUUUCAGUUUCACCAGGUAAAACCGAAGUGGUUUGUUCCAACAGUACGAACUUCACUCUGUCAUCAAGCCCCGCCAUUGAACCGGGAGGUCCCGGAUGGACCAGCUUUACAACCAUCUCCUCGUUUUAUGCCCAGACAACACCAGGACCGUGGAUAUACUGUGAAAAUCGUACAACGAAAAAUAAUUCUUCAGAUAUUGUUGUGGUUGAGGAGGAAGUAGUGCGUCAUGCCGAGUUAGCCAAUGAAAAUGUCAAAGUCGGAUUAUUGUUUGCGUCAAAGGCUUUGGUACAACUAUUGUUUAACCCCUUUGUUGGAACCCUAACUAACAGAAUAGGUUACACAAUACCUAUGUUCACGGGAUUUUGCGUGGCGUUUGUGUCAACUAUAAUUUUUGCUUUCGGCGAGAGCUUCACAAUCCUGUUCAUAGCCAGAGCUGUUCAGGGCAUUGGAUCAUCAUGUUCCAGUGUGGCAGGAAUGGGUAUGCUAGCAGAGCGUUACCAGGACGACAAGGAGAGGGGAAAUGCCAUGGGUAUAGCCCUUGGAGGACUGGCUAUGGGGGUCCUUGUUGGACCGCCGUUUGGGGGAGUUAUGUACGAAUUUGCUGGCAAGGAAGCCCCGUUUCUCAUACUUGCAUCCCUUGCGCUCAUCGAUGGAGUGCUGCAAAUGUUUGUCUUCCAACCGUCCAUCAAACCGGAAUCACAAGACGGCACUUCAUUGAAGGUACUCAUGUCUGACCCGUAUAUCCUUAUAGCGGCAGGUUCGAUAACCUUUGCCAAUAUGGGUAUAGCCAUGAUGGAGCCGUCCCUACCUAUCUGGAUGUACGAGACGAUGAAUGCCCCGGAAUGGCAGCAAGGUGCAGCAUUUUUACCUGCUAGUAUUUCCUACCUGAUUGGCACCAACAUAUUUGGUCCUCUAGCACACAAAAUGGGCAGGUGGCUGAGUGCAUGUUUAGGCAUGGUCAUCAUCGGUGUAUGUCUUAUUGCGAUUCCAUUCUCAAAGAAUAUAUUUCACUUGAUAGCACCUAAUUUUGGACUAGGAUUCGCCAUAGGUAUGGUGGACUCCUCCAUGAUGCCACACAUGGGGUACCUGGUAGACCUACGUCAUGUGUCCGUGUAUGGAAGCGUGUAUGCGAUAGCGGAUGUUGCCUUUUGUCUUGGGUUUGCUGUUGGUCCAGCGUUGUCCGGGACGAUCGUGAAGGAGAUCGGAUUCCACUGGUUGCUGUGGAUGGUGGGUAUUAUCAAUAUACUCUAUGCACCCUUGUUAAUAUUUAUUCGUAAUCCACCAAGUAAAGAAGAAAAAAUGUCACUAAUCCUUAACGACCAGUGUCCUAUACAAUACGUCACCUACAACCAAACAACCAAGAGUAACCCCACAUCUGACGACGAGGAUCCCUACCACGAGGAUUACUGAAACCUGCCACGCCCACCUAACGUCCGCAACAUGCCCAUGACACGCCAACAACAUGUCUAGGAUGUACCAAUUUAGUAUAGCAUAAAUCGUGAUACGACUGGGAAAUCUAAGGCAGAGAACGCCUAAAUCGGGUUUGAUACGCAUUUCAUACAUGUAUGCAACACCCAAAGCAGUCUAUGGAAACACUACAAACAUACGCCUAAUAAGUACAUUUAAACAAAUUGGACACACCCAGAGUCAGGCUAUGGAAACUCCUUCACACAUCCAGACAAUAUUUAAAGGCAGAACCAGGGGACGAAUUGGAUACGCCUAGAGGACACCAAAACUGUGGCAUGGAAAUUCCCUAGGUACAUUUGUACAACUCUUACACCACGUCAUUGAAACUCAUUGGAAAAACACAUAAAAUCCAUCCCACUGCGACGAAAUCAGGGCUUCAUAAAGUCCUUGUGUUAUGGCAGCCCCUUAAUGCAAUGCAUGACCAUCAUAAAAUCAUAAAACGCUUCAGACAGCCCUUGUCUUCGAUUUAAAAAA